Myotis daubentonii (Daubenton's bat) is the source of this 4210-nucleotide messenger RNA. It is a transcript of the gene RCAN3, whose product is annotated as regulator of calcineurin 3. Gene Ontology annotation, molecular function: nucleic acid binding; calcium-dependent protein serine/threonine phosphatase regulator activity. Gene Ontology annotation, cellular component: cytoplasm; nucleus. NCBI's taxonomy places the organism in Eukaryota, Metazoa, Chordata, Mammalia, Chiroptera, Vespertilionidae. Gene Ontology annotation, biological process: calcium-mediated signaling. The record is from RefSeq and is a predicted model, not a curated record.
GGGGCGGGGCGGGAGCGCGCGCGACGCCGGCAGCUCGGCCGGGCCUUCGCGACGCUGGUUCCCGGGCGAGGCGGUCUCUCCGGCCGGCGACGAGGGUGUGGCGGCGAGGCUGCCCGCUCCGGCUCUGCGUCGGCCACCGCCCGGCACGUCUCCCCGGGUCGGACCGGCUCCUCCCGGCGUCCCGGCUCCCACGCAGCCCCGCCCGGCCUCCGCUGCUGCAGCCGAGCUGCCGAGGGCGCAGUAGAUGCCUGGUAGACAUCUUAGAACUUGAAAAACAGAGAAGACCUGCUUUUAGGGGAAAAUGCUGAGGGACACUAUGAAAUCUUGGAAUGAUAGCCAGUCAGGUCUCUGUACCAGUGACCAAGAAGAGGAAGAAGACAUGGUUUUUGGUGAAAAUGAAGAUGACUUGGAAGAGAUGAUGGAUUUAAGUGAUCUGCCCACCUCUCUUUUUGCCUGCAGUGUCCAUGAAGCAGUGUUUGAGGUGCAAGAGCAGAAGGAGAGAUUUGAAGCACUUUUCACCAUCUAUGAUGAGCAGGUUACGUUUCAGUUGUUUAAAAGCUUUAAAAGAGUCAGAAUAAAUUUCAGCAAGCCUGAAGCAGCAGCCAGAGCACGAAUAGAACUCCAUGAAUCAGACUUCAACGGGAAGAAGCUGAAGCUGUAUUUUGCACAGGUUCAGGUGUCCCAUGGAACACGAGACAAGUCGUAUCUACAGCCGCCCCAGCCGGUCAAGCAGUUCCUCAUCUCCCCUCCAGCGUCUCCUCCCGUGGGGUGGAAGCAGGGGGACGACGCGAUGCCGCUUUUAAAUUACGAUCUACUCUGUGCUGUUUCCAAGCUGGGACCAGGAGAGAAAUACGAACUUCAUGCAGGAACCGAGUCGACACCCAGCGUGGUGGUGCACGUCUGUGAAAGUGAAACGGAAGAGCUAGAGGAAACAAAAAACCCCAAACAGAAAAUUACCCAGACCAGGCGCCCGGAACCUCCAGGCACAGCACCGAGCGAGCCCCAGACCUUCGACUGUGCCCCGUGAGGCCUGAUUGUGGCGCGAGGCGGCUGCCAUCGCGGGUGCUGGUCGUGGAAACAGUGCUCCCUGCUGGGGCACUGCUGCUCGAGGUGUAGGUGAGGUGAGCGGGCAUGUGGGCAGUGUGUUCACCACGCCUGCGCCGUGGGCACGAGUCUAGAGUAGAGGCUGAUGUUCCGAGAAGCACUGCAAGGACUGGCCCCCAACAUGCAGCAUCUCUUGACCACUUUGAACAGUAGCCGAUUAGGAACACGGCCCCCUCCAGGAAUGUUCCUUUCCCUGAUUCUGUGUAGCAUGGAGAACCCCAAAACUAAAACUGUCGUCGCCGAGCGCAGUCCCGUUUUUAUGAAUUUAAAAGUAGUCUUACAGUUUUAAUAAUCUAGUGUGGGUAUUUUUGUACUGGUAUAACAGCUUCUAACUAAACCUCUUGAUCAAAGCUUAAUUACUAUUCCGUAUACCUGAAAUUUUUUGCACGUCAAGAAACCUGAAGUAUAGAAUAAUUCAUAGAAAAUCAUUUUUCUCUAGUAUUUUAUUUUCUUUAACUUUGGGGGAGAAAAUGCCAAAUUCACUUUGACCAUCAGAGUCGAAUGGCACAGAUCUGCGUGCAUACUGUUCUCUGCCCAGGAAUCCGAGGAAAGCGAUGGGCGCUCCACUGUCCGCGUGUGUGGUCCCUCCCAGAGGAGGAGCUGCUGCUUGGGCUGGGGGGUCGCCUGGAGCUCGCCUGCUUAUGGCUCAGGCGGCUGCCACCGGGCCUGCUUAUGGCUCAGGCGGCUGCCGCCAGGCCUGCUUAUGGCUCAGGCGGCUCCUGCCCGGCCUGCUUAUGGCUCAGGCGACUGCUGCCCGGCCUGCUUAUGGCUCAGGCGGCUGCUGCCUGGCCUGCUUAUGGCUCAGGUGGCUGCUGCCGGGCCUGCUUGUGACCGUGUGCUAGCCUGUGGCAUCCCAACUGCUCCCAGCCACCUGCUAGGUUCUCCUGUGCUGUACAUAUUUGUGUGUCAUUCGUAGACUUUAAAUUAGAAAAGGAAAUGGUCAGAUUUUCUUACAAACCAUUUUAAAAGUGUCCAUUUGAGCAUUUUUCAUCUUGAAAGAAAAGUCAUACUUACUCCGUUUCUGUGAAUUAGGGAGAGAUGGGGAGAUCAUUUUGGUAGUCAGACUUUCCUUUUUUGGUGAGGUUUUUUACAGUAGGCAUUUUCCCCUAACAGAAUUGUUUCUCACUUAGGUUUCAGAGUGGAUAGUUGAACUUCCUAACGUAGAAGCAAGAAUCUUUUUAAUUUGGGGGGGUCUGUUCAGACUUUAAAGACCUUUUUAUAGAAAAGUCUCAUAACUAAAUGCUUUGCUCUGCUGAUUCUCUGCUCACACGGCUGUUUUAUUUGUAUGGCAAAUGUCUGGAGUGCCUGGUCUGUAGGUAAAGGGGUUGCGCACCUGAGUUUGGCCUAAUACAAUGUGGCUACCGCUAUAAAAGAGAAAAAUGCAGACAUGCAGGCCGUGAUUUCUGUCCAUUUUUGGUAACAUGUUUUUGUGGUUUAGAUGUUCUUAUGGUAGACUUUAUUUCUGAGGACUUAACUAUAUUGCAAAAAAAAUGUUUUGUAUAUUUUCCUUGCUCUGAAACACUCUGAGGUGAUAAACUCUUCUAUUUGUAUGUAUCUACCACUGCUACGCCUCCGUGUAAAUUCAGUUCAGGUUUGUGAUUCCAUAAGUAAUUUAUUAAAUUCAGAUCACCAUUUGGCAGUCCAUCAUUGCACCAUGGACCCUCCAAGCCAAGAAAUGAAUGUAUUUUCAACAGUUGGGGAUUUUAAAAUUUCCUUUUAGUUAUAUUUAUUCACUCUAAUUUUCUAAGUGACCAAAAUCCAUGUUUUAUUAUUUUGCUUGGUUCUUAUUCUCUAUCUUCCAGUUAAGAAAGAGUAUUGUGUCCUUAACAUUGAAAACUUUUUAAAAAGCCAAGCAGUGUUGCCCUGGCCAGUGUUGAUCGAUGGUUAGAGUAUCAGUCUGUGCACCAUAGUGUCUAGGGUUUGAUUCCCAGUCAAGGGUGCUUACCUGCGUUGCAGGUUCGAUCCCCAGCCCAGUCAGGACGGGUGCAGGAGGCAACCAAUCAAUAUGUUUCUCUCACAUCAAUGUUUCUCUUUCUCUCUCUCCCUCUCUCUCCCCCUCUCUUCCUUCCAUUCUCUCUAAAAAUUAGUGGAAAAAAAUAUCGAAGCAGUGUUAGCCUGGCCAGAUAGCUCAGUUAGUUAGAGCACCAUCCCAAUAUGCCAAGGUUGUAAGUUCAAUCCCUGGUCAGGGCACAUACAAGAAUCAACCAAUGAAUGCAUAAAUAAGUGGAACAACAAAUCAAAAGUCAAGUAGUGCAAAUUACCCCAAAUUUUUGUUCUCCUUUCUUUUUUGAGAGAGAGCAUUAAAUAAAUUGAAGAAAAUCUUAAACUAAAAUUAAAUAUAUAUAUCUAUAAUUAUUUAAUAUAUAGUUAACUUUUCUGAGUGGGGAAAUUAAUAUUUUCAUCCUUUCUAAUAUAAUAUUUCAGUAAGAUGAACUCUGAAAGAAAAACUGCUAAAUGCUCAUUAACUUUUUAACAUUAUGAAACCAGGAUCUCCAUGGAAAAAAAUAUCCAAGGUUUUCUGGUGUCCGUUCUUUUGACUAUUUCAUAUCCAGUUCAUGUAACCAUUUUGCAGGUAAUGAGUCUCUGUGCCCUUUUUUUUUUAAAGUUCCUUUAAAUACGUUUAUCUAUAUCUUUUCUUCUUUCAAAUUGAGGUAUUUAGAUUUAACUAUGAUAGUAUAGUAGCCACGUUUUCUUCAGAAAUCAUAACCUCUUCUUGGGAAUCCAGUCGUUUAGAGAACUGUGAGGGAGGAACAUGAGGUUUUGGUCAGGAAGAAGCGUGCGUGAGGGCAUGUAAGGACAGCCAUACGGCCUGUGGAGCGUGGCUCUCACGCCCUAGGCUCUCAGCAUACCCACCUGAGGAAAUCGGAAAUGAAUCCUUUCAAAAGCAUACUGGUUGCCCGGCUGGCAUGGCUCAGUGGUUGAGUAUCAACCUAUGAACUAGGAGGUCGGGGUUGAUUACCAGUCAGGCACAUGCCUGGGUUGCGGGCUCAAUCCCCAGUAGGGGGCGUGCAGGAGGCAGCCAAUCAGUGUUUCACUAUCAUCGAUGUUUCUGUCUUCUCUCCCUCUUCCCUCCUCUCUCUCUAAAAAAUCAAUAAAAACAUAUUUU